This is a messenger RNA of Octodon degus (degu), 1947 nucleotides long. RefSeq names its product TERF2 interacting protein (gene Terf2ip). The record is from RefSeq and is a predicted model, not a curated record. The transcript has 3 exons. Gene Ontology annotation, cellular component: shelterin complex. Gene Ontology annotation, biological process: telomere maintenance via telomere lengthening; regulation of DNA-templated transcription. NCBI's taxonomy places the organism in Eukaryota, Metazoa, Chordata, Mammalia, Rodentia, Octodontidae. Bases 120 to 1304 code for a protein of 394 amino acids. Gene Ontology annotation, molecular function: telomeric repeat DNA binding.
GGGCGUUUUCCGGCGCGCAUGCGCAGCGCUGAGCUUCGCGUCUGCCGGAGCAGCUCUGCUUCGAGCUCCUGCUUGGACGCGCUCGGCUGUGGGGGCUGUGGUGGUGCCGGGCGUCCGACAUGGCGGAGGCGCUGGAGAUGGGCAAAGACCCCAACGGGCCCACCCAUUCCUCCACUCUGUUCGUGAGGGCGGACGGCAGCCCUCUGUCGUUCUACGUGCGGCCCAGCCCGAUGAAGCGCCGGCUCUCGACGCUGAUCCUGCACGGCGGCGGCACCGUGUGCCGCGUACAGGAGCCCGGGGCGGUGCUGCUGGCGCAGCCGGGGGAAGCGCUGGCCGAGGCCUCGGGCGACUUCAUCUCCACGCAGUACAUCCUGGACUGCGUGGAGCGCAACGUGAGGCUGGAGAUGGAAGCCUACCGGCUGGGCGCGGCCUCGGCGGGCGAGCAGGCUCCGGAGUCCAAGCCCGGGGCCUCCGGCGAUGGCGCCGCCGAGCCUGAGCCGCAGCGGCUCUCCGGACGCGUCGCCUUCACGGACUCGGACGACGUGGCCAUCCUGACCUACGUGAAGGAACACGCCCGCUCGCCCAGCUCGGUCACGGGCAACGCCCUGUGGAAGGCGAUGGAGAAGGGCGCGCUCACGCAGCACUCGUGGCAGUCCAUGAAGGACCGCUACCUGAAGCACCUGCGCGGCCAGGAGCAUAAGUACCUGCUGGGGGACGCGCCCGUGAGCCCCUCAUCCCAGAAGCUCAAGCGGAAGGCGGAGCAGGACCCCGAGGCUGCAGACAGCGGGGAACCACAGAAUAAAAGAACUCCAGACUUGCCUGAAGAAGAAUAUGUGAAAGAAGAUAAUGGAGAAAAUGAAGAAACAGUCAAUAAAAUGCUUGUAGAAACCACCCAGGACUUUGAAGAAGUUGUGGUGAAUGAGAGCUCUGAUUUUGAAAUCCAUAUAACUAUGUGUGAUGAUGAUCCCCCCACACCAGAAGACUUGGAAACACAGCCGGAUGAAGAGGAAGAAGAAAAAGUUUCUUCACCAGAGGUGGGAGCUGCCAUUAAGAUUAUCCGGCAGUUAAUGGAAAAGUUUAACUUGGAUCUAUCAACAGUUACACAGGCCUUCCUAAAAAAUAGUGGUGAGCUGGAGGCCACUUCCUCCUUUCUAGAGUCUGGUCGGAGAGCAGAUGGAUACCCCAUUUGGUCCCGGCAAGAUGACUUAGAUUUGCAAAAAGAUGAUGAAGCUACCAGAGAUGCAUUAGUCAAAAAAUUUGGUGCUCAGAAUGUAGCUCGGAGGAUUGAAUUCCGAAAGAAAUAAUUAACAAUAUAAUGAGAAAAGAAAAAUACGGCAGUUGAACAGUUGUGACCACUGAACUUUGGGAAGUUCUUACAUUGAAACUGACACUUCUGGCCAGUGCUGCUAUCGUUCUAUGAGUGUCAGAUUUUGCAGCCAAGCAGAGUAUGUAGGAGGGAAAAAGUCACAGAAAUUGGGUAUAUUUAGAGUUGUCCCUGGCAGGUAUCAGUAUGUUUAUGAAAAGAAAAUCUGAACCAGAAAAGUUGAUCUAGUAGGUGAUAACCCUUUGCUGGAAUGGAAGACCAACUGUAUUAGUGACAGGAGGUUAGUGACAGUCAAAAGAGAAAAAUCAGGACCAUAGGUCUUUUCACACAGCUUGAGUAAAGAGCUUUCAGUCCUUUGCUUGAAAUUUGUCAGAUUAUAGUAGAAUCAAAUCCAAGAACUUGGAAAUACAGAAACUUAUGAUUACAUGGACUGUCCCAAACAUUCCAUUCCCCAGUGAGCUCUAAACUUCUAGAGCGUUUUGAAAAUCCCAUAUUUGCUUUGCUAACUUAGUAUUUGGGGCCCCUGAUCUUUAGCUGUUGUUUUCUUGGAGCACUUCUCAGUCAAGUCUCUAGUAUAUGUUUCUUUACCUAGCACUCAGUUUUGUUUCAAACAUAGACAAAAC